Messenger RNA from Chroicocephalus ridibundus (black-headed gull), 3466 nucleotides. It is a transcript of the gene NUDT14, whose product is annotated as nudix hydrolase 14. Gene Ontology annotation, molecular function: UDP-sugar diphosphatase activity; metal ion binding. Gene Ontology annotation, biological process: ribose phosphate metabolic process; nucleoside phosphate metabolic process. Lineage: Eukaryota; Metazoa; Chordata; Aves; Charadriiformes; Laridae. The transcript has 5 exons. The record is from RefSeq and is a predicted model, not a curated record. The coding region runs from base 102 to 770 and encodes 222 amino acids.
UCGGCCCGGCUGCCAGCGGCUGCGCACGCCUCUCCCCUUCCUCCUCCUCCUCCUCCUCCUCCUCCACCACCUCCUCCUGUCGGCCGCUGCCCCUGGCAGGGAUGGAGGCCAUCGAAGAGCUGGAGCUCAAACCCUGCACCUCCUCCCUCUACCUGCGUCCUUUCCGCCUCUGUUACCGGCAGAAUGGCACUAAGAAGUUCUGGGAUUUUAUGAGGACACAUGACAGUGUGUCAAUCCUGAUCUUUAAUACUUCUCGGCAGUGCUUUGUUGUGGUGAAGCAGUUCCGCCCAGCUGUUUACAUGUGUGAAGUAGAAAGGCAUCAUCCUGAAGUCCUUCAGAACCAGGACAAGGAGAGCUUCUCUCGUCUCGAGGAUCCCUUGCCUGCUGUGGUAGGAGUGACCUAUGAACUCUGUGCUGGCAUUGUAGACAAACCAGGCCUUUCUUUAGAAGAAAUUGCAUGUGGGGAAGUCUUAGAGGAGUGUGGCUAUCGUGUUCCCAUUACAGACCUAAGGAGGAUCACUUCUUACAGGUCUGGAGUUGGUGUGACAGGUUCUAGGCAGACAUUAUUUUAUGCAGAAGUAACAGACCAAAUGAGAACUGGUGAAGGAGGUGGCCAGCCGGAAGAAGGAGAGCUGAUUGAAGUUGUCGAAAUACCUUUAGAAGAUUCCAUGAAGUUUGCUUAUGAUGAGACUCUCCCGAAGACGAUGGGUGUCAUCUUCAGCUUCAUGUGGUUCCAAAACAACAUCGCACCUAAACUACCAAAAAAAUAAAAGCACCAUGAUUUUAAGAAAAGUUUUCCUGCUGGGACUGUGGGUACAGAAAACUGCAAAUCUGCCUGCCUCGAUCAUCUCCAACUUUUCACAGAGCAAAUCUUUCUUGAAAUAAACUUGGAAGUAAAAUCUGAAUUAAAAUCCUCACUCAAUUUCCAUCAUUAGCAAAACACUUACGGGCUUCACUGGGGCCAGGAUUUACCUCCGAGUGGCAAAUGUUGAUUUCCACACACAGGCUAAGUAAAUGUGUCCAGUUCUCCUUUUCAUGGCAUGGCUCUACCGCUAUUUUGAAGAGUUGCUCAGGACCUCGGUGCAGCUGCUCCACCAGCCUGUCACUGUGGUCUGUACGUACCAGCAGCUGUGUAUUCACUGUAGUUUCCGAUUUUUUUUUUUUUUUUUUUUGGGGGGGGUGGGGGGGGAUGCAGCAAACCUUAAUAGUCACAGAUAUCCUAACUACGUUUCUAAGUUCUGCACAGCUUUCUGGGAGCAGCUUUCUCUGUGGUGCGUAGCUCCUGUACAGAGAAAAUGUUUGCAUUUCUAAACAUGCAGACCUUUAUUUCAUAAGCAAACAUAUGUGUAAAUCCUUCUGCUAAUGUGUCAUUUUGACAAUACACCAGCUGUAAGAUUAUGUGCUUCUGUUUGUUCCCUCUAUAAUGCUGAGCAGCAGCGAUGGUGAUUGAUAGAGAGAUUAAUGAUGGGGGGCUUCUAGUGGAACACAUGCUUCUUUGUUUGUUUUAUGGGUAAUACUUGAUUAAUUAGAUCAAACUUUGUCCUCUAGAGCGGGACUUGAGAGGCCAAAUUCCUUUAAUUUGGGUCUGAGGUGACUAAUACAAGUGAUUUCUCUGAGGUGUUCUGUGGUCUCGGUUUCCUUAUCGCCGAAAUGGGAAGAAUGGGACUUACCCCUCGGAUAACGCUCCUUGAAAUCCAAUGAUCGGAAGUGCUUUAUUGAGAGAUUUAAUCAUCAUUUGGGCAGUUUACAUUGAAGCCUGCACAGCCCGCACAGACGUACUGAGCAACACGAUUUGAUUUAAUAAAGUGGUCUGAUUAGGAUGUAUAUUAUUUGUUCAGUCAGCGUAGUUUAGAUGUGGGAUAUUUGUCCUGUGAAACUGUUAAGAGCAUGAAUGAAAGAGAAUCAAGGCUGGCAAUUUAAUUGUGCACUGGUUUAUGUUAUUCACAGACUUACUGUUAAUUAACAUGACUGCAUUACGUGUGCUUCUAGGAUUGCUGAGGUACUAAGUAUGUUUAGAAGACGAGUACUGUGAACAUGCAAACUUUCAUAUAGCAACUGGAGUAAAUGCAUUAGAGACACGUGAUGGUAUCCGGUGCCUGAUUUAAAAUCACUGCAUAUCGAAAUAGGUGUAUAAAUAAAUAAUGUUUUAAAAAAAUGCUAUUAGAACCGAUACUUGCUGGUUCUCCUACUGACGGGGAGGAAAGAUCCUUGGAAAGCCACCGGAGAAAGAGCAGCCUUCAUCUCUGGGAGUCAGACACCUUUUGUGAAAGUUCAGACACGUUUGCGUUGAACUGUGCCUGGUCUGUGGUGAGUCAAGGGCUGAGUUAUCGUAAAAAGCAAAUAAAUUCUGUCUGUCUGAUGUAUUUACAUUGGAAGGUGUUUUAAGGCUGCUCUGUGCCUUUACAGUGUCUGGUGCAAUGUGUCCUGAUCGCUGCUGAGGCCUUUACAAACUAGUACAAUAUCUAUAAUAAUUAAUGUUUUAUUUCAGGCUGGAGUUACCACAGUAUCUCUUUGAUUCCAUCAAAGUUAUUACACAGUAGCUUGUUGAUCUGUUUAGUGUCAAGCUAGUAAGUGUGUUCAUAUGCAUGACAAAGGCCUUUUUUCCUGUAUAAUGCAGUAAUUUGGAAAAAUAAAUCCAUGUAGUGGAGGGGGGGUCAGAGUUUGAAACUCUUCAAAGCAGCAUUUAUGUAUUUAUACCGUUUGCCCCAGAAUUACAAAUGGACAAAACUCCACUUCUGAUGAGGUUCUCAAUGCAAUGGCGAGAGCUUUCCCCCAGUCAGGACGUUCCCUCCCCUGCCACAUCCAGGACCUGGAGUCGGCGCUUCACAAGGUGUGCUCACAUUGCAGUAACGACCUUGGGGAGAGCCCAAGGCUUUGACCCACCCGUGUGGGUGACAAGCGUUCAAGGUGCGAUUCAUCAGACUAAACACACAUUUCACCUAUUAAUCUGCCUGGAAGUGCCUUCAAGUCUGGGCACCUGCAUUCAGUUUGGACUCAUCAGACCACCCCUGGAGGAGGCGGGUCAGCCAGCACUGGAUCUGUAGUGCCACCGUGAACUACGGGCUGCGGGGCCACCAGAGAGAGCGCACGGCCAUACCCAGCGAGGGGGAGGAUGAAGGCCCUAAAAAUCUCUUUGUGCAUCUGGUGCCAGCCGCUCGUGCAUUGGCUGCUGGUCUUUGAGCUGGACAGGUUGAAACACACGCGUAUUUUGCCCGCUCCAAGGUGCUGUGCCUGUCCCUCUAACAUACCAGCCCUCCCGAAGAGCGUGUGUGCUGGGGGAGCACCAAAGGCAGGGCCAGACUUGCCAAAAUCUAGCCCAAACUACUGCCGCUUGUCAGCAGAAGGCUGUUGCCGAUCACUCGGCGAGUUGUAGGUGCCUGAAGCCUGUCUGCUUCACAGCCCAGCCCUGGGGCCGCGCAGGGUGAUGCAGAGGAGCUGCCACCACCAGAGCAGCAGCAGGGGUUUC